GCUGUUAUUUUUGCGCGAGAGUGGGAGAGAUAAGGAGAGACGGUUAUUCUCUGCAAAGUAAAGCUCGUAGUUGGUCUGUAGUGUGAACUCGAACUGUGAUGGUUCUGUCUUCUGAAGAAUAACUUAGAUGGACGUCAGGUAAUAGGAAGUCUGCAUAAUGGUUGAAGACCUGCAAGCCACUGUAGAGAUUGCCGUAGACGUUGGCAAAUUUUAUAACAUCGACAUUUUCCAAAGAGGGUUUUACCACUUGACAUUGGACCUUAUUGAACCAGGAUUAAACAACUCAAAAUUAGAAGUCCAUCUUUUAAAAAACAAGGCAAAGAGUGGAACCUCACCGAGACUCCGUUUAAAUGGAGCUGUAUCGAAGACAGUGCGUGUGCUCUACAAGAAAGAGGAAAUAAACCUGUGUCAUACCUUUCUGUUCAGACUCCAUAAACUCAUUGACAGCCAAAAUAUUGAAGAAUGUCUCAAGUCGAUAAAAUAUCGACUGAAGCUUGGCUUGUGGUUUUGUUCAUCAGAUAACCUAUGUGACAAUUUUGAAGAUAAUUUUGAAGAAGUUAGUAAGCGUCAUGUUGACCUUCACGUUGAUCAUGUACAUGGCCUUCAUGCUUAUACAAUGGUUAUAUUUGAUUACUGCUUUAUGGCUGGUGUUGAGUUAUCUGUCCACGCAUCUGUGGUUGCGUUGCACCAACCAUUGACAACAAUGUUAAGUACGGCCACAAAACCUGGUGCUUCUCCCACUCAACCAGUAACAUUGGAAACCAUUCUGUUUCGACCUUCCACUUCACAGACGCCAUCUUUAAAUCACGAAGAAGUCCACCGAAAUCUUAUUCAAACCAUCCUGUCUAUCUAUACUUGCCUUCAAGAAUACUUCAACCAUCUUCUUGAGACUGUGCCAAGAGAGGCAAAGAGCCAGAAUUUCAACAGCAUGAAGAAAAAAAUUGAAGGAACGCUCACUUCUCUCAAGAGCUUAACAUGCGCUGAUGAUGUUGUAAAUCAGGCUAACAUGAACCUUGCUUCAGCAUGUUCAUCGCUGCUUGCACUUUGGUCUCACGUGUUGGAUGUUGUAUGUCUCAACCGCCAUGUCUUGAAGCACUUGUCCAUCACCCACCACGAAAACAGACUGGAGAGAUUCAAGUCUCUGUUUUUCUUGCUUAAAAACCCCAAACUGUCCAACUGCAAUGAAGAAAGAACAUCCAUGUACACCAGGAUAGCUGGUAAUAUCCGUGCUUCCCCCUACUACAACAACAUACCCCCACUAUCAGUUGAAAGUCCUGAUAAUGACGGUUCAGUUGAAACUUUCCCAAUCAUCUUUGAAGAAACUUUUUACGGCGAAAUUGAACCAGCUGUUGAAGCAUCAGUACCACUACCUCAAAAACCCAACUUGGUAAAUGGGAAAGAAGCCGCUCUUACUACACUUGACUAUGAGCAGAUGUUUUCUAAAUCCGGCUUUACGGAUUUGCAGGAAGAACCUAGUGAGCUACCAAGUUUUAAGAGCAACGGAGCAUUGGAAGGGAAUAAAAUCUCCCUCGUCAAAUCAAACUCCUGUUCAUCAGGUCUCACGAAAUUUCUCGGACCUGGUUACGUGGAUGCAGCCGAUACAUUGAGACGUACUGCCACCCAUGGAGAUGUUGUCAAUGCAUUUGGUGUCAGUGACCUCACCCAUCUGAAUUCCACCACUGCCACUUCAACUUUGUUAAGUCCUGUAGAUGAACCAGAGGAUAUACAAGUAGGUCAUGCUGCCCAACCCAGAACCUUUCAUCCAAGUGACCAUACAAUGGUCAUAACAAACUCUACGCUCGAAAUCACAGAAACCGAAUCUUUAGAAGAGUUUUUACAGGCAGUUAAUGGAAAUGAAGUUAUUGAAAAGAAUCCAAAGAAAUUGCCAACUCCUGAUUUAUGGAAGAAAGAAACCAAAUACAUGACACCACUGGAACAAAAUUGUAGAGAAAAGUAUCUCUUAGAGAGAAGCAAGCUCCUAAAACUUUUAAGUUUUGAUGGUGAACUUUAUUGUACUCUCCCAUCCCCACUUACUUUAUCCCCAUAUCUUGUCCUGAAUAAUCGAUAUACACCGUACAGGAAGGAAAGAACUCACUUGAUUGUUAUGGUUCAUGGACUUGAUGGCACCAGCAAUGACUUGCGUCUUGUAAGAACUUACCUUCAACUUGGAUUCAGUUCAACUUGUAAGGAAAAUGGACAAAGUGAAGGCACUUGCGACUUUUUAAUGUCAGAGGCAAACGAAGAUGACACGUACGCCGACAUCAACUUAAUGACUGAGAAGCUUGUGGAUGAAAUACUUCAACAUAUUCGCUCUCAUUAUUAUACCAAGGCCGACCCCAAGCUUAUCAGUUUUGUUGGUCACUCUCUCGGUGGAGUCCUCAUCAGGUCAGCAAUCUCCCACAAACGAUUACAUCAUCUUCGUGAUCGAUUCCAAACUUUCCUCACUUUCUCCACACCUCAUUGUGGGACUGUGUUUAACAACAGCACAUUAGUUAAUACAGGUUUAUGGCUUAUUCAAAAAUGGAAAAAAUCUGAAUGUCUUUUGCAACUUGGUAUCAAGGAUAAACUUAACCUCAAAGAUUCUUUCAUGUACCAACUAAGUAAAAAGCCAGGGUUGGAGUAUUUCAAGAAUGUGUUGUUAGUUGCUUCUGCCAAUGAUCGAUAUGUGCCAAGUCAUUCAGCGAGGAUUGAGCAUUGUACAUCAGCAUUUAAAGACAAGAAUCAAGGUUAUUGUUAUAAAGGUGCCAUUUACCAGGAAAUGGUGGAAAAUUUGUUAAAGCCUUUAUGUGAGGCUAAAGUUUCUUUAAGAAGGUACCAUGUUGUCCACCAUUUGGCUCGGGCAACAGCUAACACCGUCAUUGGUAGAGCGGCACAUAUUGCAGUUCUUGAUUCUGACGUCUUUCUUCAACAAUUCAUCCUUGUGUCAGCGCUAAAGUACUUUUUAUUACCAUGAUCCAACUGCGGAAUUGGUUUAUUUAAUUUUAAGUCUUCCAAAAGUCAAUUUUUGCUUUCAGAACUCCGCUUUUAUAUUCAAUAGUAUUUGAGUUCACUGCUCUGGUUUUAUUUGUUUUAAGAUUUUAAAAGCACAUUUUAACGUUUUUUAGGUGUUGCGUAUUUUUUUAUGGUAGGUGUGAACAGUCGUAGAUGCAACGUUUUAACUAAUUACGAGUGCAAUUUUAAUAUGCAAACUACAUUUUGAUAAAAAAUAUAGUUUUGUAUCAUGUUUUUACAACCUUCUCGUGUUUAAAACCUUGUAUAGUAAUUCAUUAAAGCUUCAAAUUACUAGCUUAUCCCACUGCUAUAGUGCUGUUUUAUAUAAGAAACCAAAUAGUGAGGAUUAGUUUGAAUAAAAGCGCCAA
This is a messenger RNA of Ciona intestinalis (vase tunicate), 3359 nucleotides long. Lineage: Eukaryota; Metazoa; Chordata; Ascidiacea; Phlebobranchia; Cionidae. The record is from RefSeq and is a predicted model, not a curated record.